AUGUUCAAUGACCUCAUUGAUUGUUUGAAGAGCGAGAAGGAAUUAUGUUUUCUUCUGGUGAAGCUAGAGGUCAUGAAAGAGGGACUUUCUCAAAUCAAGGAUGUAUUGAUUGAUAAAAGUAUAGGGUACAAGGAAGCUCGACAUCAAGAGAGUCUAGUACAGAAGAAGCUCUCCAAGACACUGGGUCAUUCAUCCAAGUGCUUGUUCACACUUCUGUUAUAUUAUCUAUGCGGACAUGUUAGAGAUGUCGAAGUGGAUAUAUGUGGUGGAAUUUAUAGCAUUGGUGAGGACAGGUUUUGCUUGUGCGUGGGAAGGAUUUUGACUACAGUAGAGGAGAAGAUCGUCCAGAGAGGGGUGAGGCAGUUGGACAGAGCUCUUCGGCUUUUCAAGUUUGUAUGGGAAACUGCCGGGAUGAAGGCAGUUUUGGAGCCGCAAGGCCAUUUAUGGUGUGUUGGGGCUGAGGGCAGGAUGCUUACGUAUAGAGAAAAUAUGUACUUUUUACAUGGGAUACAUCCUUGA
Molecule: messenger RNA, 519 nt
Organism: Juglans regia (Persian walnut)
Lineage: Eukaryota; Viridiplantae; Streptophyta; Magnoliopsida; Fagales; Juglandaceae
Exons: 1
Coding region: 1-519 (172 amino acids)
Source: RefSeq, a predicted model, not a curated record